This is a messenger RNA of Macrosiphum euphorbiae (potato aphid), 420 nucleotides long. The record is from the annotation of a GenBank genome assembly. Lineage: Eukaryota; Metazoa; Arthropoda; Insecta; Hemiptera; Aphididae.
AUGCCCUAUACUACUGCUAUUGGCAAAACAAACACUAUAAAUAAUAGUAUAAGUGAUGAAAUUAUACCUCUUAAGUAUGAAAAAUGGGUGAAAUAUAUGAAUAAUUAUUGGGCGAGGAAAGAAUUAUGGUGUCUAGCUUUUAGAGAUGCUACUGUCCAUGGUAAUCAGACCAAUAAUUUUAGUGAAGUUAAUGUAUGGAUUUUUAAAGACAUAGUACUCUCUAGAAAUAAGGCACAUAAUGCCAUUGCACUGGUGGAUUUUAUUUGUUCUGGCCUUGAAGAUUACUACUUAAGACGUUUAAGGACUUUUGUUAAUGGUAGAAAUGACACAGCUCGAUUGCUUUUUGAAGAUCAAAUAAAAAGAGCUGUUAAUAUUAAUAAAGAUUCAAUAGAAAAAUUGCCUAACAAUAUACAUAUUUAA